This is a messenger RNA of Diutina rugosa, 348 nucleotides long. RefSeq lists its product as uncharacterized. The coding region runs from base 1 to 348 and encodes 115 amino acids. Gene Ontology annotation, molecular function: zinc ion binding; pre-mRNA 5'-splice site binding. The transcript has a single exon. Gene Ontology annotation, cellular component: U1 snRNP; nucleus. Gene Ontology annotation, biological process: spliceosomal snRNP assembly; mRNA splicing, via spliceosome; mRNA 5'-splice site recognition. The record is from RefSeq and is a predicted model, not a curated record. Lineage: Eukaryota; Fungi; Ascomycota; Pichiomycetes; Serinales; Debaryomycetaceae.
AUGGCUAAGUACUACUGUGACUACUGUCGAACCUACCUCACCCAUGACAAACCCAGUGUCCGCAAAAACCACUUGACGGGGCGUACCCAUCUCAAGCUCUACUGUCAGCACUAUGAGCAGAAAGCUCGUGAGCAGGGGCUCUGGAACCCCAAUGACAUGCCCUACGAAAUCACCGGCGCCUGGCUCAAUCGAGGCGCCCCUGGCUCCUCGGUCCCAGCAUCGCUGGCGAUGCUUCCUCCGCCGCCUACUUUACCUGGUUUACCUAAUCCUCCUCCCGCUGUGAUCAGAGACCUUGAACGUGAGCAACGAGCCAUCCAUGACGCUCGCCCCAAAGAAUUCAAAUGGUAA